Amphibalanus amphitrite is the source of this 744-nucleotide messenger RNA. Its product is annotated as histone H1-like. Bases 1 to 744 code for a protein of 247 amino acids. The record is from RefSeq and is a predicted model, not a curated record. NCBI's taxonomy places the organism in Eukaryota, Metazoa, Arthropoda, Thecostraca, Balanomorpha, Balanidae. The transcript is spliced from 4 exons.
AUGGGCAACGUGCCUGUUCACAAGGACCUGAGGAAGGACCGUACGCAGGUUCACAAGGACCUGAGGAAGGACCGUACGCAGGUUCACAAGGACCUGAGGAGGGACCGUACGCAGGUUCACAAGGACCUGAGGAAGGACCGUACGCAGGUUCACAAGGACCUGAGGAAGGACCGUACGCAGGUUCACAAGGACCUGAGGAAGGACCGUACGCAGGUUCACAAGGACCUGAGGAAGGACCGUACGCAGGUUCACAAGGACCUGAGGAAGGACCGUACGCAGGUUCACAAGGACCUGAGGAAGGACCGUACGCAGGUUCACAAGGACCUGAGGAAGGACCGUACGCACGUUCACAAGGACCUGAGGAAGGACCGUACGCAGGUUCACAAGGACCUGAGGAAGGACCGUACGCACGUUCACAAGGACCUGAGGAAGGACCGUACGCACGUUCACAAGGACCUGAGGAAGGACCGUACGCAGGUUCACAAGGACCUGAGGAAGGACCGUACGCAGGUUCACAAGGACCUGAGGAAGGACCGUACGCAGCGGCCGUCCAGCUCCCUCAGCUCUCACGUUGGCCGCGCUGCCGCCGUCCAGCUCCCUCAGCUCCCACGCUGCGUCGCACUGCCGCCCGGUAGCUGCAGACGCAGAGGAGCCGCGCGGCUGCCGCGGCGCGGCGCGCCCACCGCCCACCGCCGCAAACCAGACGUCAACGACGCAACGCCCCAGCGGCGCAGCAGCCAAUAA